GAAUAAAUACAACACAUUACCUGCUUGCUAGUGUUGUUGCAUUUGUCAAAAGUUACAUGUUUGCAAAACUUUUUUGCAAGUACAAAACUGAUUAGACAGGCGCAACUCAUAUUUUACAUGCUUGUACACUUAUUACAUUAAUUUACCUGUAUACUCGAGGCUGUGUGUGGUAAAAUAAAUCAGCUACAAAUAUUACGAACACUUUAGUAAAAUAAAGUAGCUCCUAAUAGACUCCUUACAGCUGCGCAGAGGCGCUGUUUGUUCAGCUGUGGCGCAAAUUUAUUUUGGUCAAGGAUCUCGCUUAGUGCGCAGGAGUGAAAUAGUUAACAUUUGCACAGAAAAGGAGGCAGGGUACAAGAUGAAAUUCUGAACCAUCAAGCUAGUUGGUUACACGUCCUGCAUACUCGGAUUUAUAAUUACCCAAACUAUCACAGCGAGAACUGUUCUUUUGAAGUGACAUCCACCAACACGACGUAAAACUCGCGGAAUACGGCAGAAGACAUGGAUUUAUCGGCUAGAGUUGCUGGCUGGAUAAGAAGUAAACGGGAAAAAAUAUGAACUGUCGAGAAGGUAUUAAACAGCAGGAUAUAUGUAAAGGAGUAGAUGAGGUUAGUUUAAGUCGCGUCUUGUUCGCGGUUUUCAAUGUUUUUCUUGUCGGUUUGUAAAAAUAACUUUGUGUGCGCGAGGGCACCUAGUUAAUGUAAUGCGAUGAGAAGUGUGUGUUGGUCAACUGCGUCAUGACGGCAGCAGACAGGUGUAUGUGUGAGGGCAGAGUUUAAGAGACAAAGACUCAAAAACAGAAUACUCUGUCCCCCAGCUACACACAAUCUGAAACACACCCCACAGGUCACGAAUAUCCCAAUCAUGUCGACCCCAGAGGUUACCGGACACGCGCUGAAGGGUUCCACCGAAAGCGUCACCCGAUACUAUCGCAGGAGAGGAUGCAGGGUAACGAAAACGGCUUUAGUUUAUAUCCGAAGGACUUCUCGGCUGAGGUUGUGCCCGGUGAGGUCUGGUGUGCCUCUAGGCUGGAGAGGUAUAUGUAAUGGAAGACCGGGCAACAGCACACCUGGAGAGGACCUGAGGGAAACCACCCGAUCCUGGCCAGGGGCUGUUCAGGUUUAAAUAAUUGUAUGAAAAUCCGCGGACGAUCCCCAACCUGCUGUGUGUAUGUUGAAUCGCGCUUGCUCCGGUCCUGGGAGUCCUGAUCACUGAGCAACAUUUUCACCUCUCUCUGGGACUGUUCACUUUGGCUGGAUUUACUGAUGUGCGUUGGUGAUUAUCAGAGACGUCGAUCUGAUUGCUGCUGUUUCCUACGUCAGAUACAAGACUGUCUCCCCUCCUCGCAGCUCAAACCCACCACCCUCAGUAAGGUGAACACAGCGAUCCAGCUCUUCCUGGUAGCAGCAUCGUUGGCCUCAUCUGUCUUUCACUUCAGACAGUCCACUCCUGCAGACCCUACGGUAACGACGACUGUGUCAGGCUACAGCUACUGUCACUACGGCAUGAAGACUCUUGCGAUGCUCAACAGCACUAAGUAAUCAUGGCAACUCAACAGCGCAAACUGAACACCAAGUAACUGUUGCAACGUAACACGCUUGCUGCACCCACCGGUCUGCCAGAGGACUCAAGUUGAACACACCCAUACUUGUGUAAAAACUCCAAAAUGAACUCUUGUGAGCGUGUAUUUAUUAACCCUGUAUUGCCAUGGGAACCAUCCUGGCAGAUUGACAGUUUUGUAUCUGAAUGUGAUUAAAUCAUGAACCUGCUCUGAUAGCCUCUC
Molecule: messenger RNA, 1783 nt
Organism: Salvelinus namaycush (lake trout)
Lineage: Eukaryota; Metazoa; Chordata; Actinopteri; Salmoniformes; Salmonidae
Product: cardiolipin synthase (CMP-forming)-like
Exons: 6
Coding region: 1266-1541 (91 amino acids)
Source: RefSeq, a predicted model, not a curated record